AUGUCGAAUGAAACGUCAACAAAUCCAGCUGCCACGGCAGCCACAGCAGCCACGGCAGAAAAGACGGAGCCAGACAGUCUGGAAUCAUUUGUAAGCGAAACAACCGCAGACGAAGAGCCAUGGUCAAUAUGGUCGAAUCGCGGUAAGCGUACCAUCCUACUUGGGGCGUCUUUCGCAGCAAUGCUUUCACCCCUUGCGAGCAACAUAUACUUCCCGGCCCUUACGUCCAUCGUGAACGACCUUGACGUUUCUGCCUCGCUCGUCAACGUAUCUAUUUCGACCUAUAUACUGCUGCAAGGCAUUGCCCCCAUUUUCACCGCUCAGUUGUCAGAUACGGCUGGAAGGCGGCCGAUUUACCUGCUCUGCUUAGUUAUCUUUCUGGCCGCAAACGUGGGCCUUGGUAUUCAAAACAAUUUUACAGCCCUGUUGGUUCUCCGCUGCGUACAGAGCGCCGGGAGUUCCGGAGUCCAAACGCUUUCCAAUGCUGUGGCUGCCGACAUCGCCACGCCUGCCGAGCGCGGGAGUUAUGUUUCCUUCGCUGCCGCGGCGCCCGUAUUAGCCACGACCUUAGGCCCUAUUAUCGGUGGAUUACUGGCCCAAUUUGCAGGCUGGCACUCCGGCUUCUGGCUUUUGGCUGCCGUUGCCGGGGUUUUGCUUCUCCCAAUGGCCGCCUUCUUCCCUGAAACGUGCCGCAAUGUCGUCGGGAAUGGUUCGAUCCCGCCGCCGAGGUGGAACAAAUGCUACACCAACACCCGGUCACAGCUGCGAAACAUAAAACGAUCCCACGCCGAGCCCCUCAAAAUCAAAGUUGGUUUUCCCAACCCGCUACCGCCCAUAAUGCUCCUUUUCAACCGCCAAUGCCGUUGGCCGCUGCUUUACAGCUCCAUCGUCUCCUGCCCUUUCUACUCUACGUUGGCCCUCAUCCCUUCCGUAUUCAGUAGCAUUUACGGGUACAACGAGUUGCAAAUCUCCCUCUGCUACCUCCCAUUCGGCCUCGGCGCCACGAUAGCCGCAAUAGCCCUGGGCCGCGUGAUAGAUUUCAACUUCAACCGUCACGCGGCACGGCUGGGCAUCGCGGUGGACAAGACGCGCCGUAUGAACCUGGACGAGUUCCCGACCGCGCGCGCACGUCUAGAGGUUGCCGUCCCGACAAUCGUGCUCAGCAUGGGGUCUAGCAUAGCCUUUGGCUGGAUGCUGCAGAAAGCCGUCCACGUGUCGGGACCGCUGGCCAUGCUUUUCCUGGUCGGCUUCUGUUGCAUCGGAAGCCUGAAUUGUCUCGCCGCCCUGCUGCUUGACAUCAACCCUUCGAGAGCUGGUACUAUUACCGCCUCCAACAACCUGCUGAGAUGUCUCCUCGGAACGGCUGUCACCGGCGCCACGGUGCCUCUGAUCCAGGCCGUGGGGAUCGGUUGGACUCUUACCAUUUUUGGGGGCUUGAAUGCCGUUUUCAUGCCAUUACUGUGGUAUAUUAUGAAGGUAGGUUCGGGCCGCCGCGUCAAGGUAUGA
Pyricularia grisea is the source of this 1506-nucleotide messenger RNA. RefSeq lists its product as uncharacterized. Lineage: Eukaryota; Fungi; Ascomycota; Sordariomycetes; Magnaporthales; Pyriculariaceae. Gene Ontology annotation, molecular function: transmembrane transporter activity. The transcript has a single exon. The coding region runs from base 1 to 1506 and encodes 501 amino acids. The record is from RefSeq and is a predicted model, not a curated record. Gene Ontology annotation, biological process: transmembrane transport.